UAAACAGAGAAUUAAGGGCUGCCUUCGACUCCUGUCUGUAAUGGGCACGGCGGGGCUGCCCUGGCAGCGAUGCCCUCCUGCCCGCUCGUGUUUAAGCUGGGCACGGCAGUGACGCCCGGGCAGCACUGCGGGGACGGGGCUGGGGGUCCCAGCGCCCCCGCGCCCUCACCCUGAGCCGGGCCGGGCCGGGCUGGGCGCUGAGCCGGGCCGUGCCGAGCCGUGCCGAGCCGUGCCGGGCCGUGCCGUGCCGGGCUGUGCCGAGCCCGGCGCUGCCUGCGGCCCCGGCGGGCACAUGGGCAGGAGGGCGGGGCCCGCGGCCUGACAUCACGGCUCCGCUCGCCGCUCCCGGACGGCGCCGCUCGCCCUCCCGCCGCCGCGCAGAGGAUGUCCAGAGGAGACAUGGCCAAGCCUCUGCUGGGCCAUGGGAGCACGGAGGGUGAGUGCAGCCCCCCGGCGCCGGCCGGCCGCACCGUGGGCGUGCUGGGCAGCGGGGACUUUGCGCGCUCCCUGGCCGUGCGCCUGGUGUGCUCCGGCUUCAAGGUGGUGGUCGGCAGCCGCAACCCCAAGCGCAAAGCCAGCCUCUUCCCUGCUGCAGCAGAGGUCACCUUCCAGGCCGAGGCCGUGAAGAAGGCGGACGUCAUCUUCGUGGCCGUUUUCAGGGAACAUUACUCCACCCUGUGUGACCUGGCUGAUGUGCUGGUGGGCAAGAUCCUGGUGGAUGUCAGUAACAACACCGAGAUCAACCAUCGCAAGGAGUCCAACGCGGAGUACUUGGCCUCCCUGUUCCCAGCCUGCACCGUGGUGAAGGGCUUCAAUGUGGUUUCUGCGUGGACGCUGCAGUCAGGUGCCAGGGAUGGAAAUAAGCAGGUUCUGAUCUGCUCAAAUAACCAAGAAGCCAAGCGCACCGUAGCAGAAAUUGCCCAAAUCAUGGGAUUCACCCCUGUGGACAUGGGCUGCAUGUCCUCAGCCCGUGAGAUCGAGAACAUUCCCCUGCGCCUCUUGCCAGCCUGGAAAAUCCCCGUCUUUUUGGCUCUGGGGCUUUUUCUUUGCUUCUUCACCUACAACCUGAUCCGGCAGGUCAUCCACCCUUACAUCAGGGAGCAGAAGAACAAGCUGUACAAGAUCCCCAUCGAGGUGAUGAACACCACGCUGCCCUGCGUGUCCUACGUCAUGCUGUCUCUGGUCUACCUGCCCGGGGUGCUGGCAGCCUGCUCCCAGCUCUACUACGGCACCAAGUACAGGCGCUUCCCGGACUGGCUGGACCAGUGGCUGCAGCACCGAAAGCAGAUCGGUCUCCUGAGCUUCCUGUGCGCAGCCCUGCACGCCGUGUACAGCCUGUGCCUGCCCAUGCGCCGCUCCCACCGCUACCUGCUGAUCGAGACGGCCGUCAAGCAGGCUGUGGAGAAGAAGAUGACAAUCUGGGUAGAGGAGGAAGUCUGGAGGAUGGAGAUUUAUAUCUCUGUUGGAAUAAUUGCCCUGGGCUUGCUGUCGUUACUUGCCAUCACUUCACUUCCAUCCAUCGCAAACUCUCUCAACUGGAGGGAAUUCAGUUUCAUCCAGUCCUCCCUGGGAUUUAUUGCCUUGGUGCUCAGCACUCUGCACACACUCACCUACGGCUGGUCGAGGGCCUUCGAUGAGAACCAGUACAAAUUCUACCUGCCCCCAACCUACACCCUCACACUGCUGGUCCCAUGCACUGUCAUCAUUGCAAAAGUCAUCUUCAGUUUGCCCUGCAUCCAGCACAGACUUCUGCGAAUCAGGAGGGGCUGGGAGAAGAGCAGAUACGUCAAAUUUGUUCUGCCCAGUGCAACGGGGGAAUUUUCAAGUGGGGAGACCUCCAGUAAUGUCUAACAGCCCCAGCUGGGAGGAUUUCGAAGCACUAUCAACAUUUCUAUAAAGGUGUUUCUUUUUCUUAAAUGUAUGUAUGUUUUGGUAUAAUGGUAUUAUGGAUAAAAAAAUAAAAUUUGGUGACUCUAGAAAAUGGAUGACCCUCAAACUAGGUUAGACAGUAGUAGUUAAAUUAUAUUGCUGAUUUGCUAGGACAAUUGUUGCCUUAAAAAUGACUGUGAGGGCCGAGCUAGCAGCACGUGGGAGACUGAUGGACUCUGUUAGAUCAGUCACUUGAGGUGCUGGCUGGCAGCUCCCCAAACCAGUACUUCUCAGUUGCUUUCCUAGCUGCUCUCAUAAAUUUCAAUGCCUUUGUUUUUUUAAUACGAGGUUGCACAGAUUUUCUGGGGUUUAUGACAGCAAAGAUACCCUGCCUCUUGAAUGUAUGGAUCAAUCAAGGCAGUGAGGUUUAGAAAGAUCAAUUGCAUCUGGUUUUGUUCUCCUCAGUGAACUCUGUGGACAAGUCAGAACAGCUAUAUUCAUGUUAUUGUGACAGCAGAUUUUACUAAAAUCAUCAAAUCUGACAGCAAGCCCAGUAUCCCUGUUCUCUCAAUAUAUCUUCUCUGGUCCUGGAAGUAGUGCCUGAUGCAUGUUUAUAAGCUGAGGAAAUAAAGCACUUUUUCCAGCAGUAUAAAAGCAUUUGAGAGAGAGACAUCCCCAAUACCAGACGUCUGGUCUGCACUGCUGGCCCUGAGAUGACAGCUACUGCUGCAUGUUCUCUGUUACACUGAGCCAAAGUUUCAAGCAGUAUUUGAUUGAAAUAGAGCGAGGAUAAUUACUGGAAAGGCCUGCUGCUCCACAAAAUUACAUGGAGAAAACCAAGGCCUUCCAGCUGGCCUUACAUCAAAUAAUAGGGUGAAGCUUUUAGAAAUCACUGUCACCUGAACAUUCCCAUUUAAGCAAACAAAACAGCAGCUCUAAACCCACUGGUUUCAUAGCAAUAAUGAGAUCUUUGAACAGUCCUGCAAAGGGAUCAUCAAGUCUUUACCACAACAUGAAAACAUGGCAGUUGUACAUUUUGGGCACAGUCCUUCAUUGCCUUACACCUUAAAGAGUCACUUGCUAGAUCACAAAGCAGGUAUAAAAUGUUCUUCUGACUUCACACCCACUGUGGACAAGGCACAGGGCAAAGAAGAUUUCUGCCCCAAGUUCAUGUUUCACCUGUCACUUUCUAUGAAGUUCCUACUCUUUAUCACAAUAACUCUUUAGGUUUUGGACAUCCAAAUCACCAGAGAAUGGACAGCCAUUCACUAAAGCUCAUUUAAAAGCAAGCAAUCAGGAUGACACGAGAAGACUACCUCAUCAGGGUCAGGUACAAGGACAUGCCUGGAAGAGCCUCAUUCUCCUACAGUAAAGGAAAAGACACCCAGUGUUUAAUAUUGCUCUGAGAAACAAGAGCUGGCAGCCCCAAAUGAGGCACAGCUUGUGGGACAAGGAAUUACUCCUUACCAGACCAGUUCAUAGAAGGGGCAGGAGGAAUUUUCAGCUUUGGGGCACAGAAGUCCUUCUACAAGCCAAUGUUGCUCCCAUAACCUGCAAGAGUUCUACACACAGAGACUCAUAAGAAUUAGCCUGUUUAGCCUCAAGUAACUACAGUGAGGAAUAUUCUCCAAAUAUUGCUCAUGUGGCCAGUGGUGAUAUUGAGUAUUAGUUCUUGCCUAACACAUACAGUAAAGUCUCCAAGUGCUGCUUCUUGUUGCUGAAUAAAAAUACACUGGCUUGAGGGGAAAGCCUAGAUUUCAUAAUCAGGUGAUUUUUUAGUUGUUGUUUUGAUGGGGUUUGGACAAUAUGGUGGAUGUACCAUUCUUUACCACUGUCCCCCUCAGCAAGCUGAGUUUAUUAGGUUUACCCAUCCACCUCCAGCAUUUAGCCCCAGAUUGGCACCUGACCAAAUCACUCUCCAAGCAGACUGAUGACCCAACACUAUUUAUUUCUGGUUUAGGUGAUAGGUUAAGUUUCUACAAGGAUUUGAGGCAGUUUCACCUGAAUAUAAUUCCACCCACUCCAGUUAAACCCAUCCUUGAGGGAAGACUGGAUUCAUCAAGCCUAGUUUUUCAGUUGUCUUUUCCAUUUAAUCAUCAGGCAAAGACAACAUAAAAGCACCAGUUUACACGCUUUAUGGUGUAUUUGAAUGCCUUUUUUUCCCAUCUAGGUUUCUUUUCACAUCCUUAGUUUAGGCAAGACUACUGUCUGGCAGCCAAAAAAGAUUAGGAAGCACGGAAAGAGCAUUACACAGGCUCGCAGGAUUUGUCUUCAAGGGGAAAAAAUAAUGGUUUCUUUUGAGUCACAGCAAGGUUAAAGACUCACCUUUCUGCCUAACAGAAAGUUUGCACCCUUGCUUUGUUUACAUGUCUUCCAUGCCUGCAAACCCUUUCCCAUGGCAAAGGGACAAUUCCCAUGAGCAGAAGGGGAGUCAGUGAAUCAGCAAGGUGCUUUUCAGAUGGACUCAAGCCCAAAGGGACAGACAAGCCAGCUCAAAAUCCCCACAGCUACUGCAGCUCUACAGCAUCUGAAAAAAAAAGCUGGUCUAGUGUCUCCAGGUAUUGCCUGUGCCAACAGACUGGCCAGCCAGCCACCAUCCCUCUUGGAAACCUAAACCAAUUCGUGCAAAGCCCUCUGUAUGUAUCUGGUCCUUACAUGUGACACAACAGUUUGAGUCGUUUCUUCUGAUUUUGGAAUGCUGAAAAUGAGACUAAGGAAUUUUUCAAUUAUCUUUUCCCUAAGCAUUUUUGAUGUGCAUAGGACAUUCAGUGAGAUUGGCUUAAAAUUUACCAUUUAACUAGUUUUGUACUUGAAGUUUUUUUUUCUCUCUGUAUAUAUGUACACACACACAUAAAUAUAUGUAUCUUAUUGCAGAAUAUAUACCUUGAAUGUAAAAA
Molecule: messenger RNA, 4766 nt
Organism: Prinia subflava (tawny-flanked prinia)
Lineage: Eukaryota; Metazoa; Chordata; Aves; Passeriformes; Cisticolidae
Gene: STEAP3
Product: STEAP3 metalloreductase
Exons: 5
Coding region: 385-1851 (488 amino acids)
Biological process (GO): copper ion import
Cellular component (GO): plasma membrane; endosome
Molecular function (GO): ferric-chelate reductase (NADPH) activity; cupric reductase (NADH) activity
Source: RefSeq, a predicted model, not a curated record